UUCUGGGGCGUGAUGGCGGCGGUGCGCGUGCGCGUUCGCUCUGAGCCCUCCUCCCGGGAGGGGGAGCUAGCGGGCCAGGGCUAGGGACUGUCAGCCGUGCUCUGUCGGGGUGAAAGGGCGGCGGCGGCGCUGGGCGGGGCCGAGCUCCCGGGCUGCCUGCCGGGCUGCGGAGGGGCCUGCGAGCCGCUGCGGGGCCGCGCGCCGCUCGGGCGGGGCGGGGCCGGUCGAGGGAGCUCGCGCGUGCCCGCACAGUGCUAUCAGCCCCGGCUGCUGAGCUGCCUGCCUGCGGCGACAUCUGCCAGGAAUCUCCAGCAUGACUGAGCUGAGGCAAAGGGUGGCCCAUGGGCUGGAUGCACCGCCCGAGGACAAGGAGUCAGAGUUAGAAGCUAAGUUAGAUGGAGAGACUGCAUCGGACAGUGAGAGCCGGACGGAACCUGCGCCCCCGCCAGCCCCUGCAGACGAUACCCCGGAGGUCCUCAACAGGGCCCUUUCCAACUUGUCUUCAAGAUGGAAGAACUGGUGGGUGAGAGGCAUCCUGACUUUGGCCAUGAUUGCAUUUUUCUUCAUCAUCAUUUACCUGGGACCAAUGGUUUUAAUGAUAAUUGUGAUGUGUGUUCAGAUUAAGUGUUUCCAUGAGAUCAUCACUAUUGGCUACAACGUCUACCACUCCUAUGACUUGCCCUGGUUCAGGACCCUCAGCUGGUACUUUCUACUGUGUGUGAACUAUUUCUUCUACGGUGAGACAGUGACGGAUUACUUCUUCACCCUGGUCCAGAGAGAGGAGCCUUUGCGGAUCCUCAGUAAAUACCACCGGUUCAUUUCCUUUACUCUCUAUCUAACAGGAUUCUGCAUGUUUGUACUGAGUCUGGUCAAGAAGCAUUAUCGACUGCAGUUCUACAUGUUUGGCUGGACUCACGUAACAUUACUGAUUGUUGUAACCCAGUCACAUCUUGUUAUCCACAACCUGUUUGAAGGAAUGAUCUGGUUCAUUGUCCCCAUUUCUUGCGUGAUCUGUAAUGACAUCAUGGCCUAUAUGUUUGGCUUUUUCUUUGGUCGGACCCCACUGAUCAAGCUCUCUCCGAAGAAGACCUGGGAAGGCUUCAUCGGGGGCUUCUUUGCUACUGUGGUGUUUGGCCUUCUGCUGUCCUACGUGAUGUCUGGGUACAGAUGCUUCGUCUGCCCUGUCGAGUACAACAACGAUACCAACAGCUUUACUGUGGACUGUGAGCCUUCGGACCUGUUUCGCCUGCAGGAAUACAACAUUCCUGGGGUGAUCCAGUCGGUCAUUGGCUGGAAAACGGUCCGGAUGUACCCCUUCCAGAUUCACAGCGUCGCCCUCUCCACCUUUGCCUCACUCAUCGGUCCCUUUGGAGGGUUCUUCGCAAGUGGAUUCAAACGAGCCUUUAAAAUCAAAGACUUUGCCAAUACCAUUCCUGGCCAUGGGGGCAUCAUGGACCGAUUUGACUGCCAGUAUCUGAUGGCCACCUUUGUUAACGUGUACAUCGCCAGUUUUAUCAGAGGCCCUAAUCCGAGCAAACUGAUUCAGCAGUUCCUGACCUUGAGGCCAGAUCAGCAGCUCCACAUUUUCAACACUCUUCGGUCUCACCUGAUCGACAAGGGGAUGCUGACAGCUGCCGCAGAGGACGAGUAGGGACCACCAGGGCUGGAGAACAGGAGCAGGACUGAACGAGGGCUGGGUCUCCCAGGCCAGCCCUGCUGCCGUGACUUACACAAUGACGAGGCUUCAACUCACUGUCUUUUUUUGUUUGUUUUUGGUAGGGCAUUUUUUUUUAUUUGUGAAUUCAAAAAACCUGUAUAUACAGUCUAUGUGUUUCUGACUUGGGUUGUGAGUAAGCUGUAGCUUUGAGUUGGAAAGAAGUCAUGGGGCUAAAAACCAUUUGACAAAAGUAUUUUAAACAAAAGUGUUCAACAAUCUGGAAGACGAUGAUGCCCAGCUCAGGAGCGCGUCUGCUUGGUGGUUCAAGACCCCAUCAAUUGAACUGUCUCUGGGCUCAGACAGACACAGAUGUUCAUCUGUGUCUGACCGGUUUGGAGGGCUUCUGCACUGUGUCAGGGGUCACGGCUUGGCUGUCUUUGCUGUACUGGAGAACUUUUCGCCUGGUCUUUUCUAGCAAUCCCAGCUUGGAGCCUUGGGAGGGUUGCCUUCUAUAGGAGGGAGAGGUGGAUGCUUAUUGAUCAGAUAAGGACUCUGUCCUGCAGAGUGUAAAUUAGCUCUGCUUUAUAGUAUGGUUUUACCUUACUUCAUCACAGACUGAAAGAAAGUUUCAGUUUAUAUUUUUUUCAGAAAGCACGAAAAAUUAUUUAUAAUAGUCUGGAGAAAAAACCACACUGUACUAUUUCAAGUGUAUGCAGUAGAAUGUACUGUAACUGAGCCCUUUGCCACGUGUUUUCGGCUCAAGUGUGUCCUGUAGGGCAGUCAGCUAACCGUGUCAUUUUCAGGGACGAUGCCGGCCAUGUUUGUGCUGUAGACUGCUGCUGCCGAGUCCUUUCUGGGGCCUUCCCUUUAGGCAGGGAGCACAGGCCUGUCGAUCAUGCACCCUUUGCCUGAACACCCAUGUAGCUGCUGUGUUGUGUAUAUUUCACUCGUGUAUAUAUCUGUGAAUUUGUUUUAAAAGUCACUUAUUUCUUACAGGGAUGUUAGUUGCACCACGACUUCUUCAUUGAAAUCACAAAGUCCUGCUUAAAAGUAUGGAAAACCUAACCUGAUUAGAGGCUUGACUAUUUUGAAGAUUAAAUGCACACUUUUUAUAUGAUGUGACCAGUUUAAAUGUAUUUUGUAUUUGACUGGGAUAACUUUUGUUGUUGUUAUUUGCUUAAACUGUGAUUUAUUUUUUCCCUCCCUAAUUGUAGGGGUGAGAUUGACUUCAGGAAGACAGAUAAAUCUUUGUCAGACCAAUAAGCGGUAGAGUGUGGGGGAGAGAACUUGCUACCCAAAUGUGUUAAAUUAUUCUGUGCCACGGCUGCUUUCAUUGCCAAUGACUUGCUUCAGCACGUUGGUCUAGUGCUGGUUUGUGUUGUUUUUGCUUGUAAAUUAGCCUCACUGCCUCCCUCGAAGCUCAUGGUCAGCCCAGGCCUCCAGGUCUCCAGCACAUUGGGUAGACAACAGAGCCUUCAAGGUGUUUCAGCUCAUGUGUCACUGUGUGACCUCCCACAUGCAUGCAGGGUUGAAGCAGCUUCUAUCCUUUGAACUUUUACUUCAUUUCAGCUUUUUGGCUUUUCCUGUUCAGGUCUAAGGCCUUCUUAAAAACCAGAUAUGUGCGGUCUUGGGCAGGAUGCAUUGUCCUCAGGGGCCUCACUUUCCCAUGUGGCUUCCCGUGUCUCUGUUCUGCAGUUCGGGCUCAGCAAGUUCACAUCCCUAGAGGCUCCUGUGGGUACCAAGUUAAGGCCCUGGGUGCCCAAAGAAGAAGUGCUUUCAGGCUUUUGUGAAUGCUUGUCCUCAAGACAAGUCAGUAUCUCAGCAGCAGUGACAGGUGAUCAGUAAUGAGAUUGUAGUUUCCUGAUUGGAGAGUGAACCCUGGGUCACUAGACUAGAUACAGAAGGGCAUCCGUUUGUCUCUGUUGUGCCACUGUGGGCAUAUUAUGGAGUCCUUGGGAACAGGCGUCUCACUGGGGCCCGACAACAGAGACUCUUCUCCAGUAGGGCAGCCUUAGGGGUCGGAGCCUGGCAGCACCAGGUGAAGCUUGCAUUCCUUUGUGGACGGGUCACCGAUAAGGGUUUUGGGAAGCAGAAGCCAAAUGCUCACAAGAACUGCCCCCAGGAAGGCCAAGGGAUUGGCUGGGCCUUUAUUUUCUUCUGAUUUCCCCUUUGCUUCCCUGUCAAGUUGUGCCCUACUCCUCUGAGUCACAGGUGCUGCCCUUCCCUGCCAAGUUGUCAGGAGAGCAGCGCCACCUUGUGUCGGUGAAGCACAGUGCGCCGCCUCCUGUGUACAGACAGGUGCGGGCUGUGCUGACACACGCCGGGCUUAGUGAGUGGCACUACCUGCUUUAUACCCAUUUUUUUUGCUCAGAAAUAAAGUGUGACUGAAACCGUA
Messenger RNA from Otolemur garnettii (small-eared galago), 4052 nucleotides. RefSeq names its product CDP-diacylglycerol synthase 2 (gene CDS2). Gene Ontology annotation, molecular function: phosphatidate cytidylyltransferase activity. Gene Ontology annotation, cellular component: endoplasmic reticulum membrane. Lineage: Eukaryota; Metazoa; Chordata; Mammalia; Primates; Galagidae. The coding region runs from base 314 to 1651 and encodes 445 amino acids. The transcript is spliced from 13 exons. The record is from RefSeq and is a predicted model, not a curated record.